AUGAUUAUGUUAUGUCUUUACUUCCGAAACAAUUAUCACUGUCCUGAUGAUUUGGCAGAGGCAAUUAUCAAUUCUUAUGAAAAUUACAAAAUCAAUAUUGUAGACUAUUCUGUAAUGUUACAAGAAUUUGUAAGAAUUUUGAAGCAAAAUAUGAACACAAGUAUUAAUCAAUCAAUGUUGGAAAAGUUGCGAGAAAUGGUUAAUAAUUUAUUCGACACUAUUGUUGUUAGAGAUUCUCUUGAAUAUUUGAAAGAUGUCAAUGAAUAUUAUCAAACAAGCCCAAGCCAUCCAGAGUAUGUCAAUGAAGGAGAAAAAGAAAAGAUACAUAGCAAAAACGUAACGGCAUGCUUUAGAAUAGUUGAAUCUACUUACUCUCUUCUUAGAGAUACUAAUCUGUUGUUAACGGAGAAUUUUCUCUCCAUUAUUAAGAAAAAAACAGAAACUAUUUUGGAAAAUAAUUCUUUCAAAGAGGACAAUUUAUUGAUAUUAUCACUUAUUGAUUGUAUCACUGAAAUAGUUAGAUACACUAAUAGAAGCCAUCUAUUAAGAGUUUUUGGAAAUCUUGAUUAUUAUCCAUUUUUAACUAAAUUAAUUCGUAGCACAAUUACAGACCCAGAUUUCAUGGAAACAGGAAUAAUGCUAGUUGGAUUUUUGAGUGAUACCGACGUAUUAUGGGAUCAAUGUCCUUUUGAUGAAAAUGAAACUCCUCAAGUAGAAAAUAACUUGGUGUAUGAUUUUAUCCUUCCAAUAAUUACCAACCAAAUAGAGAAUUGUUUCUAUUUUCUUACUGGACUCGAAGUAAUGAGGCAUACUGAUGAACAGCAUAUUGAACAGUAUCAGAAAUGGUUUUGGGUUAUGGGAAGGAUAAUAUUUAAUGACAUUUUUCGAAAUGGAGGAGAGAAGUCACUUUCUCAAUAUGACAAUGUAGCAGAAACCAUAUUUCAUAUUUUAGUAAUGUUAGGUGGUAAAAUAUGUACCGGUUUAAUAGAGUCAAUUAUGGUGACUCUCUUGAUUAUCAGCAGCAAAAGAAUGGAAGUACUAGCUCCAAAACUUGCCCUUUUCCUUGAUAACAUUUUCAGUGUUAUUGUUUUGCCAACUCUUGAUAGACAAGGAUACACUGUGUUUUUCUCUCGUGUUUUGGAGUUAUUGGACUAUCUGAUGGACAAUGAAAUAAUAUCUAUUGGACCAAGAGAGAUGAGUUUGACAACAAACCUACCAGAGAUUUACAAUUCCUUUUCUAUAUAUUUGAAACUUAAAGCUGAGAGGGUUUUAUUAAAAAUGGCUUCACUAUUUGAAAUGAAUGAUUCAGAUGAUGAUACAGAAGAGGAAUCAGAGCAUGAGUCAGAACAUGACAAUACAUCUGAAUAA
Naegleria gruberi is the source of this 1368-nucleotide messenger RNA. RefSeq lists its product as uncharacterized. The record is from RefSeq and is a predicted model, not a curated record. NCBI's taxonomy places the organism in Eukaryota, Heterolobosea, Eutetramitea, Acrasida, Naegleriidae. The coding region runs from base 1 to 1368 and encodes 455 amino acids. The transcript has a single exon.